Oryzias latipes (Japanese medaka) is the source of this 1848-nucleotide messenger RNA. It is a transcript of the gene sec14l7, whose product is annotated as SEC14-like lipid binding 7. The record is from RefSeq and is a predicted model, not a curated record. Gene Ontology annotation, cellular component: cytoplasm. Lineage: Eukaryota; Metazoa; Chordata; Actinopteri; Beloniformes; Adrianichthyidae.
AUCUAAAAACUGUUUUCCCGUCGUUUCCCGGUGAAGCCGUCGUAACCGUCUCACUGUCGGUCUUCAGGCUUUGCCUUUUUGGGUUUCAGCGAGGUGAAAGUCCACUUUCCAUUUGUGCGAGUCUGUGUGUAGCAGGCGGGGGGGCGUGGCCUUGCUGCUCAUUUACCUGGGCCUCCCCACGGCGUGGGCUCCUGUCAGUGCUGCCGUCAGUCAUGAGCGGACGAGUCGGAGACCUGAGCCCGAAGCAGGCCGAGUGCCUGGCACAGUUUCAGGAGCGGAUCCGGGACGUCCUGCCCAGCCUCCCAGCUCAGCAUGACCACUACCUCCUCCGCUGGCUCAGAGCCCGAAACUUCAACAUUCAGAAAGCUGAGGCCAUGAUCAGAAAGCACGUGGAUUUCAGGAAGCAGAUGAGACUGGACACCAUUGUGUCUGACUGGACGCCUCCUGAGGUCAUUCAGAAAUACGUCUCUGGGGGGAUGUGUGGCUACGACCGCGAGGGGAGUCCAGUCUGGUUCGACGUGAUUGGUCCUCUGGAUCCCAAAGGUCUGUUGAUGUCGGCGAGCAAACAGGACUACCAGAGGACGAAGAUCCAACACGCAGAGAUGCUGCAGCAGGAGUGCCGGCGCCAGUCUGAGAAGUUGGGGAAGAACGUCGAGGGCAUCGUUCUGAUCUACGACUGCGAAGGACUGGGACUGAAGCACAUCUGGAAACCUGCCAUCGAGACGUACGGAGAGAUCCUCACCAUGUUUGAGGAAAACUACCCAGAAGGCCUGAAGAAGGUUUUCAUCAUCAAAGCUCCUAAACUCUUCCCGGUGGCCUACAACCUCAUCAAGCACUUCAUGUGUGAGGAAACUCGCCGGAAGAUCCUCGUUCUGGGAAGUGAUUGGCAGGAAGAUCUGCAUAAACACAUCGACCCGGACCAGCUACCUGUGCUGUACGGCGGAACCCGGACCGACCCGGACGGAGACCCCCGCUGCAGAACCAUGAUAAACUACGGAGGAACCGUUCCCAAGUCCUACUACGUGCAGGACGCUCUGAAGGUCCAGUACGACACCAGCGUGACCAUCAGCCGCGGAUCCAGCCUGCAGCUGGACUUCCACAUCCCUGCCGCCAGCACCCUGCUGAGGUGGCAGUUCGCCAGCGAAGGGGCCGACAUCGGGUUCGGCGUGUACCGGCGCACUAAAGCGGGCGGCCAGCAGAAGGUUUCUGAGAUGCUGCAGGUUCUUCCCGGCCAACGCUACAACGCUCACAUGGUCCCUGAAAGCAGCUGCCUCAUCUGCUCGGAGCCCGGUGUGUACGUGUUGUGUUUUGACAACAGCUACAGCCUCCUCCAGUCCAAGAAGGUGAGCUACAGCGUGGAGGUGGUUCCUGCACCCGAAGAACCGAGUCCACGGCCCGGAGGAGACGUUCUGCUGCAGUGACCAUGCUCAGCCACGGAGAGCAGCAGAACCAUGACUAGCUGAGUUACCUUCUUACGGGAGCUAAGCUCGUUAGCACUUUAGCUCGACGAGAAGAGCUCUUCAAGAUGUUUCGCUCGACAGAAUCGCAGAAAAAACGCAGCAAAGACCGAGGAACCGUGUUUGACGAACGGCAAAAAAAUUGACGGUUUCAUGAAAUUUGUGAAUUUCUUGCAUCCUUUUUCCAGUAAACAUUUCUGAGGCCCAGCAGAAAAACUCAGACACCUGGGGGUCAAAUGAAGUCAUUGCAGUUUUUCACAGGUUAAUUCAAUUUAAUUUGACAUUUAUACUUAAAUAAGGAAGUUAAACCCUUGAUGAAAGACACUGCUGCAAGGAAAGUUUAUGUUUUACUUGUUUAAAGAUCAUUUUCAUAAAAGGAUUUUUGAACUAC